Messenger RNA from Rhipicephalus microplus (southern cattle tick), 471 nucleotides. RefSeq lists its product as uncharacterized. NCBI's taxonomy places the organism in Eukaryota, Metazoa, Arthropoda, Arachnida, Ixodida, Ixodidae. The record is from RefSeq and is a predicted model, not a curated record.
AUGAGGGCGUGUUACUAUCCAAACGGACCACACGAUGAUGACAAGUGCUUGGACUUCCGGGAUCGUUGGAUCAACGAGUCCACGUGCGAGAGCAACGAGACGGAUUUUGGCAAUAUGACAACGAGGGACAUGCUGGUGUCAAUGGGUUGCUUGGCAUUGUUCGAAAUCGAUCUGAAGAUGGCUGGAUGGUGCGUAGACGCCGACUCGCUGACGGAGUUGCUGCUGUGCCUGUAUGACUUCGUUGAGGACAAGUAUAUUUUGCUUCACGAGUUGGACUACGUCAAGACGCGAGACGAUAUUAUCAAGAUGAUGGAAGAUUUCAAGAAAUGCGUGGGAACAACGGAGCAUCAAAUGCCGAAGGGGCUUGCUGAAAUGGAGGUGUUGAAAUAUUUCUUGGCGCCGUUGAAGAAAAUAAGAGGUUACAUAGAAGGUGUAACCUCGCAACCUCACUACGCUAUCCUACAUGACUAG